This is a messenger RNA of Lineus longissimus, 7942 nucleotides long. RefSeq lists its product as uncharacterized. Bases 810 to 3860 code for a protein of 1016 amino acids. Gene Ontology annotation, molecular function: ligand-gated sodium channel activity. The record is from RefSeq and is a predicted model, not a curated record. Gene Ontology annotation, cellular component: plasma membrane. The transcript is spliced from 14 exons. Lineage: Eukaryota; Metazoa; Nemertea; Pilidiophora; Heteronemertea; Lineidae. Gene Ontology annotation, biological process: sodium ion transmembrane transport.
AAGUGUGUUUUGUUUAGUGUACCUUAUAGUCUUAAGGUAUGUGGGCGCUAGCAUAACAAAAGUCGUAUUUUAUUGGCCUAAAAUGCAGACUCAGUUUACAAGUUAAUUUAAAAUCUACUCGUCUGUCAUUGAAUGCUCAUUUGAAUUCAGAUUCCGAUUGAAUCAGAAGUAUCGGUGACAAUGAUAUAUGUUUCAUUAAAUACAAAAGGAAUUACAUGCAAGUGCUCGCAGUGAUUUUCACAAUUGAUCUGACUUCGUCUGAUGAUAUUUCACUGUAACUUUCUGUAAGAAUCCGUUUAGUUUCUCAUAUCGGCUACUAUAACUUGAGGCAGAAUGAUUUCGCAUCGGUCCUUCGUGUCUCCUAAGGUGAAUGAGUGAGGUGUCGACAUUGGAUGUAAAGCAGACGUUUAUGUGAACUAUUGCAUUUCACUUUCAUCUGGAUUAACUGAAGUCAUAACAUCCUUUUGAUGCUCUAUUCGCUGGAUUUAUUUGAUACAUGAAAACGCAAUUUGUUCCGUGCAGGAUGAUACUGCUAAUGCAGAUGAAAGGAAAUCGUUUUCGAUUCCCAUUUGAAUGAUAAUGGAGUAUUGAAAUUCGAAUUCAUCGAGAGCAUAAUAUUUACAUUUUCGAGUAACUCGUUGGAAUCGCUAAUUCAUUAUGUCGAUCAAACACGAUGCGAGUCAUGAUAUAGUCGCUAAACGACUGUAUGAGGAGGGCAUGCGAAAAUACCUUGCGGAAAAAGCUACCUGGUCAUCCAGAGCUACCUGCUAAACCCUAUCCCACCUUUUGGUGGAAGGAUAUACCAGUCAAUGAAGAUGUUUUCCCGAAAUCGAAACCGCAAGAAGAAGGACAUGAACCAUAGCAGCGAGGCUAACAGGGACGUGCUGAACAACUCCAAGCUGUCCCAUCACCCAGAGAUACUGGCGAUGGGGGAGCUGCCCCCUAACAGCAACGCUGGAUCCCUUAACCAGCAGAACGACGCCAUCUCUAAGUACAUCCUCGCCUUGGCUGAGAAGCACAAAACGGCCAAAAAGGAACCACAGACGUGGCGGACAUUUCUUCAUAACUUUGCCAAAAAUUCCACAUUUCAUGGCGUCCGGCAUGUUUUUGAUAGUUCAUCCUUUCUAGCAAGAAGAAUCCUGUGGGGUCUUCUCAUCCUAGUAUCAAUGGGCUUCCUCCUCAAUCAGGUCAUUGACCGCAUUCUUUAUUUUUCCCGAAAUCCUGUCACUGUGAAAGUCGAGGUGAACUUUAACAAGACGCUGAGAUUUCCCGCCGUCCUGCUUUGCAACCAGAAUUCCUUCAAGAUAACCGAAGCGGUUAGGCUAGGCUAUAAGUCCAUGUUAGAUGACCUGUACUCUAAAGAUGAAGUUGACCGCCCAGAAGUGUUAAAGAAACACAACUUCUCUCACGUCCAACUUGAUGAAUUGUUUCUUUCUACUGCACACAAGAAAGAAGACAUGAUAGUUAGUUGUAGUUGGAAAUAUAGAAAUUGCGAUGAACCCCUUAAUUGUAGUUGGAAUGAUAAAAAUUGUAGCCAUAUGAAUUUUACUCAGGUUCUGACGGAUCACGGUGUGUGUUAUGUGUUUAAUGGGAAAGGUCAGAAGACGUUGUUUGUGUCCGAGUCAGGGGCAAGCUCUGCUCUCCGCGUUGUCCUAAACGUAGAGCAAUAUGAAAAUAUGAUAGGUCCCUACGAUGGUGCCGGGGUGAAGAUCCUGCUGUACGAUCGGAGAGACAUCCCGAGUAUAGAGGACCACGGUCAGGGCAUUGCCACUGGGACCCAUACAUACGUUGGCACGCAAGUGGUCAUGGUAAGGAAGGAAUGUUGUCAGUUCGAAGAAUCGAGUGCAAUGAAACGAUUACCGCCUCCAACGGGCAACUGCACGGAGAAUACCAGGAAGCUGGACUAUUAUUCGUAUUACUCCGAGCAUGCAUGUGAUGUGAUAUGUUGGACGAAAUUUUACGCCAAGCAGUGCCAUUGUAUUCUUCCGCAUAUGCCGCAAAUAGAGGACUUCCCAAAAUGCACUUUAGAACAAUAUUUUAGUUGUGGCACCACAGCCAAAAGGCGGAUGUUUGAAGAGAGUUUUAACAAAGAUCGAGAGUGCAACUGCAAGUCAAGCUGUGACAGUGUGAUUUACCAGCCAAACUUUUCCUACUUAAGCACGUCCAAUUUUGAUAUCGAGAAAAUUUUUAAGUUCGUGAAUACGGAGAAGUUACUACGGCGCUUCAUAGGGGCCAGGGACUCAUCCAGCGCUACAGAGUCGGAUAUAUUCGAAGUGGACAAAACUAUUCUCGAAAGGUUAUCCGAAAAUGCGGAUAAGAUCAGCCAUCUUCUAAAAGUAGAAAUACCGAAUAACUUAAAUGCGACAGAAAAUGAAAUGGAGGCGGCUAGGACAUCGCUGUCUAAUAUUUACACUAAGAUUCUCUACAGUUAUGAAUUUCAGCAUUAUGUUGUAAGGAAAAAUUUCUAUCGAUUUGUUGUUGCGCAGAAUGAGAGAAUGUGGUCGGAUGUUUCGCAGAGUUACGGUACGUUCUUCUUCAAGUUGAGGCGGUCGGCUCAAAUUCUUAGAAAUAUGGAGGAUAAUGAGGAAAAUGCGGCCAAGCGUUUUGCAGUUCACAACCAGGCGUUAGCGGAGAUAGAGGCGAAGCGUUAUAUGACACAAGCUAGCUUAAAAAUGGCAAGACGAUGUUAUAAAUCGUAUUUGUUGGGUCGACCAGGCUUUCGUUACCCAUAUAUGGGAGUCUUAAACGAGUCGGUCAAUGAUAUGAUCGUACCUCGAGCUCUUUUGAAGGCGGCCCUGGAUAGGUGGAGCUCUGAAGAUGACCCCAUUAAGGAAUUUUCGGAUAAUCUUGUCAAUUUGACAGCAGUCUAUGACUCAUCAGCAGCACUUCUUGGCAGUUUAUAUAAUAAUACUGGCAAUGAAACGCAACUAGAGUUAUAUAGGAAGAUUUUAGGUUUGUGGCCACCGUUCGGAAAUUGUAUGAGGGCACACAACGGGCUACGUAGUCACCUGUUAGACGAUGUGUACAUUUAUCCUGUGCAGGAAAUGGAAAAGCGAUUAGAAAAUCUCAAGACUGUCUAUUCGCGCCUUAGCGAUGUGCUGAUCAGUACAACUCAGCACGUUGAGACAAUGCACAAAUCACUCCAGCGCAUCAAAGGCAGUGUUUGGGGCAACAUCAGCGCAGUAUUUGAAAAAACUAGAAACUACUGCAAGCAUAAAACGCCGGGUAAAACUGAACUUUCCAAGAUAGUGGCUUCGUCCCGAACUCGAGACAAUACAAAGUUUAUAAAAGCAUUUUUCGAGGAUACUGGGUCUAGGUGUCGGCAGAUAUAUGACAAUUGGCAAAAAUUAUCGACUUUGGAGGAUGAUCUUUUUACCUUAGUGCGAUCUGAUGAUGAUAUGUUGACGUUUCGGAAGUUCUACAUUCCGGAGUUGGCUGGCAAUGAUACGACUUUUAGUGCAAUAGGGAGUAGGGUAAAAGAAGCCAUGGCGAAUGUGCUUAAAUUCAGGCAGCUGGCGGAAAGCGGUGAUUCUGAAUUUCAGGAAUCGUUUCGAGUGCUUUGGACGCACUUUACGAACUAUCUUGCAAGAAAUGAAAUCAAUGCACAAUUUUAUGAAGAAAACUUCCUGACUAUGGACAUCUUCUUCCGAGAAUUAAGCUACGAGAUGAUUGAACAACAAGAGGCCUAUAAUCUCAUUGCCUUACUCAGUGAUAUAGGAGGGUCCAUGGGCCUCUUCGUUGGCGCCAGUAUUCUUAGCAUUUAUGAGAUUUUUGAUGUCUUCAUCUUUUCCUUUGUCUUCAAGAAGAAAAACACGAAGAAAAAGUCGCACAUCGGCACACCAGAGGGCGUCUCAUUGUAAUCAUGGAUGUAGUCCAAUGAACAGCGUUUGAAACGUUGUAACAUGUGAUAGUUUCAUGAUGAUACAGUGUGUACUUAACUGGACGGGUUUUAUUAGGAACGCUGUCUCACAAUUCUCAAACGUGCUGCUGACAAUCUAAUGGACCAUGAAAGAGAUAACCUAGAAAAGGCUGGAUAAUGGUCAACUCCAUUCAGUUAGGUACAUGCUGUAUGAAACUGAUUUAAGGCUCAGUCACACAUUAGCAUUUUACGUCUCGAUUGAUAGACUAGCAACCGGGCAACGUUGAACUCACUGCCCGUGUAUAUCUUGCGUAAAACCGUAAAACAUGGCGUGAAACGCUUAUGUGCAGAUAGGUCCUUAGUGUUGUAUUUGAGAAGCUGUUAGUUCAGAAGGAGUUGUUCUUUUACACGCGGAUCCGCCAGUUUUAUUUUUGGUUCCAAGGCGAAAAGUGCGCAGCACAAUGUAUGCAGUUUAAUACAUAAUUGAGUUUAAAGAAGUUUUAGGCGCUACAGGGCUGCUGACGUUUACUGUUCAUGAUUCAAUGUCGUGGUUGAAAAUCAAAUAAAUGGAACCUGCUCCAAUAUGUUCCAUCAGGUCGAAAGACUCUGGUUCUAUUAAGAGAGAAUUGGCUUACUGAAUGUACUGGUGUUACACUUUCCAGGCUGACUGGUCUUCGCCAGGUUGACUGGAAGUGUUGAUGAGCUUGGUUAAUUUCACCAGUCCUUAGCGGUGUCUCAUUAUUGUACAGUUUAUAUCCAUACAGAAUGUAUAGAGUGUUACACCAUACUUGUAGUCAUUCAUGUUAACACAUGCGUAGAGAUUAUUUGCAUCUAUCAAAGAAUCGAAGCAUUUUCAACACAUAAUGUAUACUGCUGGAUCAUUUGACGUCAUAAUGCUGGCAACGACCCCCCCCCCCCCCCCCCCCACACACACACACUGCACAUCAGAACGUUGAGGUUACAAUAAUAAUAAAGUUAAAUUUAUAAAGCGCUGUUUCCAUUUGAAAAUGUUCGAAAGCGCUCCCCACUAUAGUUGACAGUCAUUAGAAAUGUUUUCUGAAAAGCUCAGUUUUUAGAGCCUUCCUGAACUUGUUCAGAGUGUUCUCCUGGCGUAGGCCUUGGCCGAGAGAGUUCCAAGCCAAUGCGUCUCCACCAGCUGUUCGCAAGGUUUCAAGGGAGACGCUAGGCAGAUUUCGCGUUCAAGUUUUCCACUUCGAAAUUCUCGAAGCCUUCCCAAUCGGACGUAAUAGGGCCCAUAUAGUUGUACCCGAUACGAGUUUUAAACGCCAGCCGAGAGAUUACAACACUUUCCCACGACAGGUAGAUUUUGUUUGUAAAUAUAUUUUCAUCAUUUUCAUUCUGAACAUGCAAACGUUCACUGUUCCAUUUUUCAAAUAAUGUAUUCUUUUACAAGAUGUACGAAACAAAAUGACAUGUAUUUGUAAAUGGAUGGAUUAGAUAUACUGCAGUAUUUCACCUUAACUUGAGCCAAGGCAACUGUGCAAAUUGUAGAAAAUGCACUGUUGUCUUGGGUCUAGUUGAUGUGAAGAAACUAUGCCAGAAGUUUAGAAAAUGUAAAGCUGUAAAACCUGUAGACUCUAUCUGCAAACCACGCUCUUGGUCAGUGGCUGAUGUGGACUGCCCCCCUCCCCCACGUAAUCCUCAUGUAUAUCAUUUAUAGUUAAGCUAGUUAAGAUAUGCACUAAACGACAAAAGUAUUAGUGACCAGUUUCUGAUCUAAGCCCUGCACAUGCCCGUUUUUGGCAACAACCGAAGCGGGCUUUUAUUCGCCGAUAUGCAAAACUGGCAGAUUGUUCCCCUUCCCCUCUUCCGAUGGCAAUUCAUGGCAUAUUCCAUUCAUGUCCAUUGCAUUGUACCAUUAUGGAUGUUUUCGUAGUCACAGGAAGUCCAAUUCAUUGCAACAUUAACUCCAUCUCCGAUUCAUCGUCGUUAUCAUCAUCAUAGUCACCGUCACCAUAUCAUCAUUUGUCAUCUUCUUUUCCAUCUACAUCUACUCACAAUCAUCAACAACCUCUUCAUUCACAACUCACAAACCACUACUCACAAUCAUCAACAACCUCUUCAUUCACAACUCACAAACCACUGCUCACAAUCAUCAACAACCUCUUCAUUCACAACUCACAAACCACUGCUCACAAUCAUCAACAGCCUCUUCAUUCACAACUCACAAACCACUGCUCACAAUCAUCAACAGCCUCUUCAUUCACAACUCACAAACCACUGCUCACAAUCAUCAACAACCUCUUCAUUCACAACUCACAAACCACUACUCACAAUCAUCAACAACCUCUUCAUUCACAACUCACAAACCACUGCUCACAAUCAUCAACAACCUCUUCAUUCACAACUCACAAACCACUGCUCACAAUCAUCAACAGCCUCUUCAUUCACAACUCACAAACCACUGCUCACAAUCAUCAACAACCUCUUCAUUCACAACUCACAAACCACUGCUCACAAUCAUCAACAGCCUCUUCAUUCACAACUCACAAACCACUGCUCACAAUCAUCAACAGCCUCUUCAUUCACAACUCACAAACCACUGCUCACAAUCAUCAACAACCUCUUCAUUCACAACUCACAAACCACUGCUCACAAUCAUCAACAACCUCUUCAUUCACAACUCACAAACCACUACUCACAAUCAUCAACAACCUCUUCAUUCACAACUCACAAUCCACUGCUCACAAUCAUCAACAACCUCUUCAUUCACAACUCACAAACCAUGGUAUAGAUCAAAACAUACACAAACCAUCGUCAUGUUCUUCACUGUCAUCGAACACUUCUUCUGAUCCUAAAACACCAUCGUACAUCUUCUAACCAUAAGUUGGCCUCUUUCAUUUGUAUUUGACCACCAUAACAAGACACCUUGCCUUAUCUUUCAAGGCAAUAAUCAUUGCUCCACUAUUAGCCGACAUCGCAACACUCUUCUUUCAACAUCAUCACAAUGAUCAUCAUCAACAUUUCAUCAUCGUCAUCAUUAUCAAUGCACAUGAUCAUGGACUCAUACGACACUCAUAACUGUUUCACACCAGUAACUCGAAAACACCGAAAAAGAUCGAACCAUCAACUUUCAAAACAUUUUAGAUCCUCGGAAGUUCGUCGUCCUGUUUACAUUUUGCCUCAACUCAUUUUGUUUUAUUUAUAAGCAAUCUGCAUUGUUAUUUUCAUGAUCAUCACCUUUACCGUCUACACCUCCCUUAUCUUUAUCAUGAUCAUCAAUGCGGAUGUCACCGGCAUCAUCAUUUUCUGAACACCAUUGCAGUUUAUCAUGCUUAUUUUCAUCAAAUCUUGCACUAUGUGACUACUAUCUAUACAUUCCAACACCCACUAUCUUUAUCCUCAUUGUCUAGUUUGAAUUCAUCAAUAUCAUAGUCUUGACCAUGAUCACUACAUGCUCAUCUUCAUGUUCAUAGCCCUGGUCAUUUUAGUUCUGCUCAACCGCAAAAUGUUCAAAGUUGUUUUAGAAAUCGCAGAGGCGGGAGGUGUCACUGGUUUAACGUUCUGGUAUCCAGAACCGAACAGGGAGGAUUGAGGAAGGGUUUGAAAGAAGAAUCUCUAUGUCCUCAUAAUCUAUUUGUCAUCAACAUCAUCGUCAUCUUGACCGUCAUCAUCAUCAUCUCAACAACAUUCACUAUCACCGUCACAUCAUCUUCAUUCACGACUAUUCACGCUAUUUCUAGCCAGUCGUGGAGGAGGGGGGGGGGGGGGUCCAGUUGUAUCGUAUUCUGACGGGUUAUGGUAGACCACCACCGAGAUUAUAAGCACAUAACAGACGCUUUGGUUCUCCGGACAUUCUCCCCUAGGUCAUUUCAAAGUUUUACAUCGCCGUAGAUCCGGCAUGCUUUAAAGGGCCCAGCAUACUACUUGAUUUAUCAAUGAAACCUUAUCACGCUUCAUGAUGGCCAUACCGUUCAACCGCCACAUAAUCACUUGUUGGGCGAUUCCUUUAACGGUAGGACACGAGCCAAUGACCGAGUGCGGUGUCUUUUGUAUUAGCUAUCUAUUAAAUCCAUCAACUAUUGCUGAUACCAAUGGAAGAAAUACUAGAUUUCAUAGUAA